GGCCGCACUAGAUGGAAUCGAAUCUUUAAUCACGUUGUUUAUUGUAAUACCAAUAACAUAAAACAAAACAGUUAAAAUUAAAUAUCUCUAAACAUAUAAAAGAAGCGUUUGUUUCGCCAUCCUCUUUAGUCUUUUCACUAUUUUCAGUUACACUUUUAUUUCUCUCAACAAUUUAUUCGUUUUCUCUCUUUCUCUCUGAUCAUGGCUUCCUCUAUUUCCACUGGGGUGAAAUUUGUUCCAGAAGAAGACAAUUUCUUGCAAAGACACGUCGCCUUUUUCGACAGGAACAAAGAUGGUAUCGUUUAUCCUUCGGAAACAUUUCAAGGAUUUAGAGCAAUCGGAUGUGGAUAUUUAUUGUCAGCAGUCGCUUCUGUGUUCAUAAACAUAGGUCUCAGCAGCAAAACUCGUCCGGGUAAAGGAUUCUCGAUCUUGUUUCCUAUAGAGGUUAAGAAUAUUCACCUUGCCAAACAUGGCAGUGACUCUGGCGUUUACGACAAAGAUGGACGGUUUGUGGCUUCGAAGUUCGAGGAGAUAUUUGCGAAGCAUGCACACACACAUCGCGAUGCUUUGACUAACGAGGAACUUAAAGAACUCCUAAACGCAAACAAAGAACCUAAUGAUCGUAAAGGAUCGAUUGCAGCGUACACGGAGUGGAAGAUAUUGCACUAUUUAUGCAAAGACAAGAACGGUUUGUUGCACAAAGAUACAGUGAGAGCUGCCUACGAUGGCUCUCUUUUCGAAAAACUGGAGAAACAAAGAUCUUCUAAAACUCCUAAGAAACAUCCAUAAAUCUUAAUUUAAAAAAGCUUAUUCUGCUUGUGGCGAUCUAUUUGUUUAUAUGAAAGUUAUUACUUCAAUGUUAUAUGUAAUUACGAUGGUGUGAAGAUUGCAAUGUGUUUAGUUUUAUGAAUUUAUAGUUUUCGUAUAUCUGAUUAUUUGUGUACGUACUUGUUCAGAUGUUUGUAUCUUAUAAUUCCAGUAAAAGUAAUGUAAUUUUAUUUGAACA
Messenger RNA from Camelina sativa (false flax), 1006 nucleotides. RefSeq names its product putative peroxygenase 4. The record is from RefSeq and is a predicted model, not a curated record. Gene Ontology annotation, molecular function: calcium ion binding; monooxygenase activity. NCBI's taxonomy places the organism in Eukaryota, Viridiplantae, Streptophyta, Magnoliopsida, Brassicales, Brassicaceae.